Messenger RNA from Prorocentrum cordatum, 383 nucleotides. NCBI's taxonomy places the organism in Eukaryota, Dinophyceae, Prorocentrales, Prorocentraceae. The record is from the annotation of a GenBank genome assembly.
AUGCCAAUUCCACGACUACUUGCUCCGUUUUCGAUGCUAUGGAGCCUGGUGCUCAGCGGCACCCUGCUGGCCGAAAGCCUGGUGUCGCCUCCAGCCACGCGACCAGGCAGCACACGCACAGCCGCCUUGCGUCAGGACGACCCCGCGGCUGCCGUGGGCGUUGGCGAGGAGAGCGACCCGCAGACGGACGAGGACGACGACGUCUACCAGGAAGACGUCGCAGCCCAGAGCAACGCGCGGAUCCGGAGGGCGGCGGCGGAUUGCUCAGCCUGCUCCUUCACGAUCGACCUGAGCUGCCCGCACCACUUCGAGAAGCGGUCGGGCUACUGGCACCGGCUGGCCGACUGCCUGGUUCCGAGCUACGGCCUGCUGGACCUGGCAAG